Nilaparvata lugens (brown planthopper) is the source of this 1865-nucleotide messenger RNA. Its product is annotated as protein CEPU-1-like. The coding region runs from base 411 to 1286 and encodes 291 amino acids. Gene Ontology annotation, cellular component: neuron projection membrane. Lineage: Eukaryota; Metazoa; Arthropoda; Insecta; Hemiptera; Delphacidae. The record is from RefSeq and is a predicted model, not a curated record. The transcript has 7 exons. Gene Ontology annotation, biological process: synapse organization.
GUAGACCGGCUGUUCAUGGCACUUGCAGUCAUAAUGUAGUUGUAAUAGUUGACUUUAAUUGUCAUUGUUUUGUGUUGUUUCUGUAACUUGUGUCAGAUAUUCGUGUGUGAGACCAAAUCAUUCAUUGCAACUUAAUUGAUUAAAUCGAAGUGAAUAUAAGAGAAAACAUUACAGUUAUGUUAAAAACUGGUUGGAAAUAUAUAUUUGUGUGUUUCAUUAUGAGAGGAAAAGUUUCCUGUGUACAAACAAACUGAUUGAGAGGAAAGAUUGGCGAAUUGGAUCAUUGAGAAUUGCGUUUUCUUGGGUGAAGUUAAGUCACCUGUCUAUUCACUCAUUUCUCCCUAUAUCAACUUAUCCAAAUAUAUUACUGUUAGCUGCAAUCGGCAGAAAAACCGUUACAAGUUGGCAGGAUGACGGAGACACUAAUAUGGAGUGUGUGCUUAUUGCUAGCCACCCUAGUUCCAACAACAAUCCAACACAAAAUGAAACGAGAACUGGGCAAAGGCGACUCGACUGAGUGGCAACAGCUGUGGUACUCCAACUUCGAAGAGUACCAGCGAUUGACUGAGCCAAGCUUCGAUAAUAACACAGUCAGCAAUGUCACCGUCCAGCUUGGCGGAACGGCAUUCCUGCAUUGCAGAGUUCGCAACCUCGGCGAAAGAACUAUUUCAUGGGUGAGAAGAAGAGAUUGGCAUAUUCUCACAUCGGGUGUGUUCACCUACACAAACGAUGAGAGGUUCCAGGUGCUCCAUGCAGAGGGCACUGAUGACUGGACUCUGCAGAUCAAGUACCUGCAGAAACGCGACAAUGGCACCUAUGAGUGUCAGGUAUCAACAGGAACUGGAAUAAUGUCUCACUUCGUGAACCUGCAUAUUGUCGUGCCAGAGGCGUACAUUGUGGGAAGUGGAGAGCAUCACAUAGAUCUUGGAAGCGUCAUAAGUCUCGUCUGCAUGAUCGACAAGAGCCCUCAGCCGCCGCAGUAUGUUUUCUGGUUCCACAACAACCGCAUGAUCAACUACGACACGGCGCGCGGAGGCAUUUCAGUGGAGACCGAAUCCGGACCGAAAACGCAGUCGAAGCUGACCAUCCGCGAUGCACACGACGUCGACUCUGGCAACUACACUUGCAGUGCCUCCAACACUGAGCCUGCCUCUGUAUUCGUGUUCGUCUCUGAAGGUGAUAAGAUGGCAGCCAUAUCAAGAAGAAAGUCGUCUUCAGGAAGUGACGUCAUCGCGAACUUCAUGUGGUUCAUCGUCAUGCCACUAGUAGCGCUGGCUGCAAGAUAAGAGAUGUGAAAUAUAUAAAAAGUGCAAUUGAAUUAUUCGUGAAUGAAUGGUGAGACGCUUCCGUAACUGAAACGCGCGAGUUUUGAUGAUCCAAUUUGUGUACUUGACUGAGUGAAUACCGCUGAUCCCUGGUGGUGACAAUAUUGUAAAUGAACGUAUAAUUAUGAUAGUAGUGAAAUUGCUGAAAUAUGUACAUACAAUUCAACUAAUAUCUUCUUUCGACUUGAAAUAAUUGUUUAAAAAUCAACGUUAUCACGUUAAUUCAUUAGAAUUAUGUGGAUAGGAAUCACGUAAAAAUAUAAAAUAAAAGAUUAUCAAUGUAUAAAAUGACUUCAACCGACCAUUAAAACCUAGAUUUUUCCCCUUUGUAAACAACCACUUUCAAAGUAUGGUACAGUACAUCAAUUUAACACUUGAUCCCACUUGUAUACUUAUAUUAUUUGUUAUAAUAGAAUUAUAAUAAAAAACAAAUUAUUAUAAUAUAAUAACAAUGUUUCCAAUCAAAUAUGAGUUUUGACUUUUACUGUAUUCGUGUAUUGUAUGUGGGUAGACCUUCAUCAUCACUGUUUCUACUACACA